AUGAUACCGUCUCAGGUCGUAAACACAUACCCAUUGUCCAGCUACACCUUCGGCACCAAGGAGCCCAAGAUGGAGAAAGAUACCUCCGUCGCUGAUCGUCUCGCUCGCAUGAAAGUCAAUUAUAUGAAAGAAGGAAUGAGGACCAGCGUGGAAGGAAUUUUACUGGUACAAGAGCACAAUCAUCCUCAUAUUCUUCUUUUGCAAAUUGGAAACACAUUUUGCAAACUCCCAGGUGGCCGUCUCAAGCCAGGAGAGAAUGAAAUCGAGGGCUUGAAGAGAAAAUUGACUAGCAAGCUUGGUGCCAAUUCACCCGGUCUUGUACCUGACUGGCAGAUAGGUGAAUGUGUUGCAAUCUGGUGGAGGCCAAAUUUUGAAACCAUAAUGUAUCCAUACUGUCCUCCUCAUAUAACAAAACCCAAGGAGUGCAAGAAGCUUUUCCUUGUUCACUUAUCUGAGAGGGAAUAUUUUGCUGUACCAAAAAACCUGAAACUGCUUGCUGUUCCAUUGUUUGAACUCUAUGACAAUGUUCAGAGAUAUGGACCAGUCAUAUCCACCAUUCCUCAGCAACUUUCCAGAUUCCAGUUUAAAAUGAUCACUAACUGA
Messenger RNA from Vicia faba (fava bean), 603 nucleotides. NCBI's taxonomy places the organism in Eukaryota, Viridiplantae, Streptophyta, Magnoliopsida, Fabales, Fabaceae. The record is from the annotation of a GenBank genome assembly.